UUGUGUUGUGUUGUGUUGUAGGGCGCACAACCAACCCAUGCUGGGCAAGCCACCUUCCUUCACUAAUCGGAAACCUUUUGACUUUUUGCUAAGACCCAGCCCCCUGCAAUGAUUGAUCUGGGUGUCAUCCUUUUCCUGCUCACAUGGAUCUCCGCCCCUGUCCUCGUCCUCGGCCAGGAUGAGUGCGAUGACAACUCCUGCCACCCCCAGCUGGGUGACCUGAUGGUGGGACGCUCGGCCCAGCUCUCAGCCACAUCCACCUGUGGACUCCAUGGAGCACAGAACUACUGCAUCCUGGGAUACCUGGAGGAUGAGCAGAAAUGCUUCAACUGUGAUUCCACAAGCCCUUACAAUCGCUACAACAACCCCACCAGCCAUCGCAUCGAAAAUGUCAUCACGGCCUUCGAGGGUUCGGAGCGCAAGAUGAAGUGGUGGCAGUCGGAAAACGGUGUUCAUAGAGUCAGCAUACAACUGGACCUUGAAACAGUGUUCCAGUUUAGCCACCUUGUGCUGACUUUCAAGAGCUUCCGCCCAGCUGCCAUGCUGGUGGAGCGCUCCAAGGAUUUCGGGCAGACGUGGAAGGUGUUCCGCUACUUUGCGGAGGACUGUGCAUCCUCCUUCCCCGGCGUCAUUGAGGAGGAUGCGGAGAGCCUGAGCGAUGUCAUCUGUGAAAGCCGCUACUCCGGGCCAGAGCCCUCCACAGACGGAGAGGUUGUGCUGAAAGCAUUGGAUCCCAGAUUUGAUAUAGAUGACCCGUACGAUCCUGCCAUUCAAGAGCUCAUCACUAUGACCAACCUGCGGGUGAACUUCACGCGGCUGCUGACGCUGGGGGACACGCUGCUGGCGCGGCGGCGCAGGAACCCCCAGGACAAGUACUACUACGCCCUGUACGAGAUGGUGGUCAGGGGAAGCUGCUUCUGCAAUGGCCACGCCAGCCAGUGCAUGCCCGUGGACAACGCCCGCGGAGACGUAUUGCCUGCGGAGCCGGGCAUGGUCCAUGGCCGGUGUGUGUGUCAGCACCACACAGUGGGCCAUAACUGUGAGCGUUGUGAAGACUUCCACCACGACGCCCCCUGGAGGCCUGCAGGAGCUAAUGCGCCCCACGUCUGCAGACGAUGCAAUUGCCAUGGCCACUCCGAGAGGUGUCACUUCGACAUGGAUCGCUUCCUGGCCAGUGGGGAGGUGAGCGGGGGCGUGUGUGAAGAUUGCAGAAACAACCGCGUGGGGGCGCAGUGCGAGCAGUGUCAGCCGUACUUCUACCUGGACCCCAGCAAGAGCAAGGAGGACCCGGACGCAUGCAUACCAUGUAAUUGUGACCCUGCCGGCUCUCUGAAUGGUGGCCUGUGUGACGGUGCGACGGGCCAGUGUGUGUGCAAGGAGAACGUGGAGGGGGAGAGGUGCGACCGCUGCAAACACGCCUUCUUUGGCCUCCGCCAGGAAGACCCCAGUGGAUGCCAGUAUUGUCCAUGUAACUUGCUGGGCAGUAUAUCCACCCCUCACGCAUGUGACCAGAACACAGGAGAGUGCCGCUGCCAGAGCUUUGCUACAGGACCUUACUGUGACCAGUGCAAGACGGGCUAUUGGGGUCUGGGAAACACUGUCUACAGCUGCCUGCCCUGUGACUGUGACAUUGGAGGCUCCACUGGUAAUGUGUGCAACAGUGACGACGGGCAGUGUCCGUGUCGUCCUGGCAUGGCGGGCCUGCGCUGCAACGACCCCGCUCCCGGUCACUUCCUGGCCCCUCUGGACUACUACAUCUACGAGGCGGAGGACGCAGACCUACUUCUCAGCAGCGCCUCCCCACUGGUGAAUCCCCCCACUGCUCCUCCCAUUGUGCCUCCCACCACCACCGAGCCUCCCGAAUACACCCCUGACCCCGAGAUUCCCGAAUACACCCCUUACCCCAAGCCUCCAGAAUACACCCCUUACCCCAAGCCUCCAGAAUACACCCCUUACCCCGAGCCUCCAGAAUACACCCCUGACCCCGAGCUCCCCAGACCCACACCAGAGCUCCCCAAGUGUGAACAGUACUACCGGGAACAAGGAUACGACUUCAAACUGGUCAACGGAGAGUACGUGGUGACCAAGAGGGAGAAGCGGGACGCUCGUCAAAGACGACAGGACCAGGCCCCUCCAGCCGAGGUGGUCCAGAGAGAGCGGCACCCGGACCGCCCCGUCACCUGGACCGGGCCGGGCUUCAUGAGGGCCCAGCAGGGGGCCAUCCUCCGCUUCAACGUCAACAACGUCCCCGCCUCCCUCCUGUACAAGCUCGUCAUCCACUACGAGCCAGAGUCCCCAGAUGACUGGAUUGCCACUGUGCGGGUGGUGCCUUCAGCUCCCCUGGACUUUGGCAGGUGUCAAAACGAUCCGUCAACUGAGUAUGAUGUCCCUCUCCCAGGCUCCAAAAGGGUGGCCCUGUUGGACUCCACUGUGUGUUUGGAAGCUGGCGUGCCAUACUCUGUGGAUGUCACUCUUCGGAAGACCUCCAACCCACAGUCACCAUCUGACAUAUACAUCCUUAUUGACUCUCUGGGGCUGAUUCCUCAGGCUGAUGCUCCCGUGGCCCCCGAGGGGGGCGAUGAGGGGGGCCCCUCCGGUCCCUCUAGCUCGGGCCCUAGCUGUGCGGCGGCCCCUGAGGACCAGCCUCAGUACCGCUGUGUGGAGCUGAGGGCCAGCGUCUCUCGAGAGCAGUGCCAGGGACUCCUCACCAGCAUCUCAGCCCUCGCCAACAACGGAGCUGUCCCCUGCAAUUGUCAUGCCGAUGGCGCGUACAGAGAGACCUGUGCCAAGUUUGGGGGUCAGUGUGAAUGUAAACCCAACGUGAUUGGACGAUGCUGUGACUCCUGUGCUCCACUGUCCUAUGACCUUAGACCAAAUGGAUGCAGACCCUGUGACUGUGAGUCUCACGGCUCCACGGCGGAGGCCUGCGAUGUGACGUCUGGCCAGUGUCCGUGUCGUCCUGAGGUGACAGGCCAGCACUGUGACAAGUGUGCACCGGGCCACUUCGACUUCCCCCAGUGCGCCCCCUGCCAGUGCAACGGCCUGGCCGACCUCUGUGACCCCGUCACCGGAGCCUGCCAGGACUGCCGAGACUUCUCCACCGGACACAACUGUGAUAGGUGCCUGCCUGGUUACUAUGGCGACCCAGUGUUCCGUGAGCCUUGUGAGCCGUGCACGUGCCCAGAUGUGGUGGAGAGUGGCCGCAACUUUGCUCACUCCUGCCACAAGGACGACGACACUGACAUCCUCGUCUGUGACUGCCUCAGCGGACACGAAGGGGCCCGCUGUGACAGCUGCUCGCCAGGCUUCUACGGAGACCUGUUGGAGCCCGGUGCCCAGUGCCAGGCGUGCCAGUGCAACAACAACACGGACCCGCUGGACAUCCACGCCUGCGACAAGCUGACGGGCACCUGCCUGCGCUGCCUGCACAACACCCGGGGGCCCUCCUGCGAGAGCUGCAAGCCCGGCUACUAUGGCGACGCUCUGGAACAAGACUGUAAAGAGUGCUCCUGUGAUCGUCGCGGUACAGAGGUGACACUGUGCCCGCUGGACAGCCCGUGCCACUGUGACCAGGAGACGGGCCAGUGCCCCUGCCGCACGGGCGUGACGGGACCGCUCUGCAACGAGUGUGAGGACGGCUACUGGAACCUGGACGGGGACUCUGGAUGCCAGCCGUGCCACUGUGAGCCCGACCACUCGCUCAGCAACACCUGUGACAAGGUCACAGGCCAGUGCCCCUGUCUGCCUGAGUACGGCGGCCAGCAGUGUUUCGAGUGUGGAGAGAAUUACUUUGGAAACCCAGAUGUGCAGUGCCUUUAUUGCGACUGCAACAUGGAGGGCACCCUGCGGCCGGCGUGUGACGUGGACACGGGCGAGUGCCGCUGCCGCCCCGGCGUGAUGGGCAUCCUGUGCGACGAGUGCGCCCCGGGCCACGAGGCCAUCUUCCCCGAGUGCCCCGAGUGCCACCCCUGCUCCCAGCUCUGGGCCGCCAACGUCACCGACGUCAAGAGGGCGGCCGAGAAGAUGCAAGGCCUGGUACCCAAGCCGGGCGAUACCAUCAAGCCCACCAACAAGCAGCGCUGGCAGCGGCUGCUGGACAUGCAGUCGCGCCUGGACGCGGCCCUCAACAUGACGGGCAACCAAACCGACCUGGAUGACUUGGAGGACCUCCUCUCGCGCGUCCUGAAGCUGAAAGACAGCAUUGACCCCACCACCAUCAUCGUGGACCCCACCAGGCUAAUAAACACUGAGAUAGAUAACAUCAAGCUUGACUUCCAGAAGCUCAUCAACAAGCUAAUCGACAAGACGAAAGAAGUCCCCAUAACCGAUCCCAAAGCCCUGAAUGACACGCUGGAAGAGAUCAAGAAGCGUUACAAGAGCGUCCUGGAUGACGAGGAGCGGCUGAAGGAUGCUCAGGACAAGCAGGACGACUCGCGGGACACCAGACAGAAGGUCAAACUGGAGCUGUCCAAGUGCAAAGGCGGAGACUGGGACGCCAUGGAGAAGAAAGUCAAAGCCUUAAGCAUCGUGCCCCUCAAUGAAUAUAUAUGUGGGGCCCCAGGUGAUGCGAACUGCACUGAUGCCAAGUGCGGCGGUGCACUGUGCAAGACGGACGCUGGGGAGCGUAAGUGCGGCGGGCCCGGAUGCAAAGGCAGCCUCCCGCUGGGCAUUAACACCACCGACCUCGCCGAGAAGACCGAGAGUGACCUCAUCGACAUGCUGCACAAGCUCAGAGACUCUGCCAUCAAGAUUAAUGAGGCCAGAGACAUGAACGAAGGCAUCAAAGACGAGGCAGAGAAGAUGAAACAGAAGAUCAACGACAGCAAGAGCAAAUUUGAGAAAGAGAAAAACGAGACCAAGGACCUCAUCAAGAAAGUCAAGGAUUACCUGACUGAUGAAAUGGCGGAGCCAGAUGAUAUCGAGCAACUUGCCAGGGCGGUCUUGGCCAUCCAGUUGCCCAAGUCUCCAGACGAGAUCCAGGAGAUGAUCAAAAACAUCCGGGACGUGCUGUCCAACUUCUCCAACUUUCAGGAAGACCUUGAUGAGCUGAAGGAGAAAGCCAAAGCAGCUGAGGAUUUGCUGCAGCAAGCCAAGGACAUCAAAAAUAGGACAAAAAACAUUGAUGUGAGCGACAUCCGUAAAACCCUGUCGGAGGCUGAGAAGGUCCAAGAUAAGGUGACAGAGGACCUGGAGGCUGCCAAGACCAACACAGACGACGCGGCGGACAAGAUUAAGGAGACUGAAAAAAAGCUGGACAACAUGGAGCCUUCGUUAAAUCCUAACCUGAAAGACAUGCUGGAUGAGAUUGAAGCAUUGAAGAACAAAACUGAGAUGAACCGGGCGCAGGCAGAGGAGGCGAAAGCAGCAGCUGACGCAGUGCUACAGAACACCACCGGUCUCGACGAGGAUCUUAAAAACAUUACAGACCUGUUUGAGACACUAAAGGAUAAAAAAGACAACCACACCGCCAAUGCUGAGGUGGAUGACCGCCUGAAAAACAUCACAGCUGAAGUGGAAAAAAUGGCCAAGGACGUUGAAGACAAGAUGAAGAAAAUUGAAGAUCUGGAAAAUCGAAUUCAAGGCGUCAUCAAAAAUAAGGAGGACAAAGAGAAGCUUAUCGCUGAGCUGUUGGAAGAGGUCACAAAACUUAAAGAUCACAUUUCAGAACGGGCCGAGAACUAUUCGAAAUGCAGCUAAACAACGCCACAUCCCACGGACUUAAUUGUGUCAACCUUGUGGAGAAAUUUGUUGACUGACAGAAACACUGUACUGUAAGAUCAGAUGUCAUUACGACAUUUCGUCUCUUUUAUCCUAAGAAGAUAAAUACAGUGAAGCUUCAUAUAAAUCAGAUCUAAGUUCAACUUAGCAUCUUAUUCUUGCGCUUUCCUGAAUCUUUUUAUAUGGUGUUUUAAGAGAAAAUGAUCUGAAGUCAGUAAGAUCGUAAACUAUUCGAAAAGACACAAGACUGAAUAAGGCUGCUGUUGAAAGCACUGUUCAUUGUUGGUCUGUGCAUUAGACAGAUCUAGAGCAUAACUUGGAAAUUGCUUGCUAUAGUCAGUUGAAAGCCAAUAUCAGUGUAAGCUAUUGUAUGUAUUGCCAAAGGCAGCAUAUCAAAUCAUUACAGACUGUUACUGUUUUGAUAUGUUUAUCCAUAAAAUGAGAAGUCUUUGCGAUUUGUUUUGGAUUCUCAUAGAUGCAAGAAAUGACACCUGUUACUUUUUGUCUUCUCUGUUCAUUAAUUGUUUUAAUUAAAUGGUUUGACUGAU
Engraulis encrasicolus (European anchovy) is the source of this 6266-nucleotide messenger RNA. It is a transcript of the gene lamb4, whose product is annotated as laminin, beta 4. The record is from RefSeq and is a predicted model, not a curated record. Lineage: Eukaryota; Metazoa; Chordata; Actinopteri; Clupeiformes; Engraulidae. Gene Ontology annotation, biological process: tissue development; animal organ morphogenesis. Bases 109 to 5697 code for a protein of 1862 amino acids. The transcript is spliced from 35 exons.